GCAGAAGUAAGUAUAAAAUAAGACAGAAAAAGAAUCGACCAUGAUAUAAGUCAAUUUGAUAGCUAUGGAUUCCUACCAGUAGAAGGUCAACAUUGAGAGCGGAACAAACAAGACAAACUCAACCUUUGAUGCGAUAUCCGCCGUAAACAGCCAGCGUCUUCCUCUCCCUAGCUUUUCUAUCCGUUGCUCAAUUCCGAAAAUGCAGAAUCAGGCAAUUAUGGACGACGACGAUGACGAUCUUUAUGACCCCGCAGACACAGUACCGGUCGCUGCAUCCCAUAAUGCAGCCUAUCACGCCCAAGGGAAUGCCAAACAAGAACCAGAUGACAUCGAGGAGGAAGAGAUAGAGGUCGAAGAAGAUGACGAUGAUGAUUUUAAUAUUAUCACGGAAGCCCCUCCGGAUGCGCCUCCCCCAGAAGCUCCACAUCCCCGCCAUGCCAACCUUCGAGCUGAACCGCAGCGACCUUCGUCUGUAGAUUCGUCAGCCUUAUCGAAGCCAGUCACGCCCUCUUUAACACCGAAAGUUGAAUCAGCAACCCCGGUCCCUGUUAGCGCACGACCUGCCGCACCGCAGAAGCCAGGUUCCGCAUAUCCCCCCGUUCAUGCAUCCAACCUCGACGUCCAUGCAAACCCAAUCCACCCUUCUACCGGCAAGCCUAUUCUGUCGACGGAUAUGGAUGCGGACUUCCCCGAAGACGAUAAGCCGUGGAGGCGACCGGGUUCUGACAUCUCGGAUUACUUCAACUACGGAUUUGAUGAAUUUACCUGGGCAAGUUACGUUCUAAAGCAGCAAGAGUUAAGGAAGGAAGUUGGCGACCAGAAGAGACAGUUGGACGAUAUGCAGACGUUCUUAACCAUGGGGCUUCCACCGAUGCCCGGUGGUCCUCAACCUGGACCUGGACCAGGGGGUCCAGGUGGCGCACCACCACCUCCUAUGCCUGGCAUGCCGGGAAUGCCGGACAUGUCUCCAGACAUGAUGCAAGGCAUGUUAGCGAGCAUGAUGGCGCAGGGUUUGGACCCGUCGUCUAUGGAUCCAAUGUCUUUCAUGCAGCACGCCCAGGCGAUGAUGGGGGGCCAAUCCGGCGCAGGCGGCGGACAGCAAGGCCAGCCUGGUUAUGGUAACCAAGGUGGUGGUCAACCCCAGAUGGGCUUUGGAGGAGGUGGAUUUGGUGGUGGACGGGGACGAGGCCGGAGAUGGUAAAAAGCUACUGGAUACAUGUUUGGUCACGUUGUAAUUUUUAUAAUGCGCUAUGUAGCAUCCUGGGACGGCUCGGUCUGGUGGAGUUCAAUGUGUAACAAUCAAAGAUACGCCAAUAGUUUGGCCAUGGCUGUGUUCUUGAGAUUUCGCAUUUCUUUUAGAAAAUUAAGUUGCUCGGGAAAAAGGAGCUCUUGUUCAGCGAGAGUGAUGGGAUCCAACGGGAAGCAAUACGAAUAGUUACGAAUUCGAGACAGAGGUCUCUGCAGACUCUGCCAUUGAAUGCGAUCACAGUUAGCUCCAAUUGAGUCAAAGACAAAAAGGAGGGGAGAAAC
Messenger RNA from Aspergillus alliaceus, 1530 nucleotides. It is a transcript of the gene fip1, whose product is annotated as cleavage polyadenylation factor subunit FIP1. Gene Ontology annotation, cellular component: mRNA cleavage and polyadenylation specificity factor complex. Gene Ontology annotation, molecular function: RNA binding. The record is from RefSeq and is a predicted model, not a curated record. The coding region runs from base 200 to 1201 and encodes 333 amino acids. NCBI's taxonomy places the organism in Eukaryota, Fungi, Ascomycota, Eurotiomycetes, Eurotiales, Aspergillaceae. The transcript has 3 exons.